AUGACUGUUUCACCAGCACCUUCCUCUAAAACAACAUCUACAGCAACCGAACUCUUACCAGGUCAUAUUGGUAAUUUAACAGCAAAGGAAAAUGCCAUGCUCAAGCAAUUAUGGGGCCGACUUUUGAAACUAUUUGAACAAAAGGGGACGCAGAUCAGGCCAAAACAGCAAGAGGACAAUGCUUCUUCUACUACUUCAAGUAAGAAAGGAGGGUGGUUUUCUUCCAAGAAAGAGACGAGCGAGAAGGAUCUUUUUAUCGGUGCUACUACAGAGCCAACACUCAUCACAUUACCGCUUGAAAAGGCUUUACCAUUGAUUCCUGGCGAGGUCUUGCGGAACACCUUCUGGAAUAUGGUGGCUACGGAUAAUCCAGAUGCUGUUGUGUUGAGGUUUUUACGUGCUCGUAAGUGGGACCUAGUGGCAGCUUAUGAUAUGCUUACCAAUGCGCUUCGCUGGCGAAUCGUGUAUCGCUUGGAUGAUUUGACAGCCUUGGGAGAGAAUGGAUUGCGUGACGAAUUGAACAGGCUAAAGCCUGGUAUGGGUGAUUGUUUUGUCUCUCAAUUGAAUGCUGGUAAAACAUUUUUGGGUGGACCUGAUAAAGAAGGUCGUGGUAUAUGCUUCAUUAAUGUUAGCUAUCACCAUAAAGAAGAUCAACCUGCUGAAGUGAUAAAGUUGUUGACAAUGUACAUUAUGGAAACCUCACGAGCUAUUGUCCAUCAACCAGUGGAUACUGCUUGUAUAGUGUUCAAUAUGGAUGGAUUUACCCUGAAAAAUAUGGAUUUUGACUUUGUCAAAUUCUUGGUGUCUUGUUUUGAGGCAUACUAUCCGGAAACGCUGGGCUGUCUAUGUAUUCACAAAGCACCAUGGGUAUUUUCUACAGUAUGGACUUUGAUUCAACCUCUUUUGGAUCCUGUAGUCGCUACCAAAAUCCAUUUCACAAAGGACUUGAAAGAGUUGACACACUAUGUUGACAUUCCAUCUUUACCAGGAAAUAUUACCGGUGAAAAGGAUAAGAAAACACUAGAUGAGGCUGUCGACAUUGACCCUGUGGCUCCUGGUACCUUGAAGAAACCAGACACAGCAGCAUUUAAUGACUAUCAAGAGAUGAUCAAAGAACACCAGAUCGAAACCGCUGACUGGAUCAAGACCAAAUCUGUGGAUGGUGAUAAUUUCAAUAUGCGUCGGGCACUUGCAACACAGUAUCGAUUAGCACGUAUUAGAGCAGAACUGGAUAUAAGAGGCCCUACAAGGUAUCAAGCCAAAGGCAUGAUUCAAUUUACGCCAGAAGGCCGUGUUAUUCUUGAUUUCGGUAGUGAUGGUUGGCAACCUUUGGAUAUAACAGAAAUGGUUUAA
Messenger RNA from Mycotypha africana, 1353 nucleotides. Its product is annotated as CRAL-TRIO domain-containing protein. The transcript has 3 exons. The coding region runs from base 1 to 1353 and encodes 450 amino acids. Lineage: Eukaryota; Fungi; Mucoromycota; Mucoromycetes; Mucorales; Mycotyphaceae. The record is from RefSeq and is a predicted model, not a curated record.